Molecule: messenger RNA, 2967 nt
Organism: Closterium sp. Naga37s-1
Lineage: Eukaryota; Viridiplantae; Streptophyta; Zygnematophyceae; Desmidiales; Closteriaceae
Source: the annotation of a GenBank genome assembly
AUGAUUGGCCAGCGACAAAACCAGUCAUUCCGAGUAAAGGACGGUCGCACGGUCGAGGGUCAAGUAUAUCCCUUCCGACUGUUGCUCUCCCUUCCGCCGUCGCUCUCCCUUCCGCCGUCGCUCUCCCUUCCGCCCGUCGCCCUUCUUUCCCCCUCGUCGCCCUGCCUUCCGUCCGUCGCCCACCCUUGUUCCCGUCGCCCUCCCUUCCCGUCGCCCUCCCUUCCCGUCGCCCUCCCUUCCCGUCGCCCUCCCUUCCCGUCGCCCUCCCUUCCCGUCGCCCGCGCUUCUUCCCGUCGCCCUCCCUUCCCGUCGCCUUCCCUUCCCGUCGCCCGCGCUUCUUCCCGUCGCGCUUCUUCCCGUCGCCCUCCCUUCCCGUCGCCCUCCCUUCCCGUCGCCCUCCCUUCCCGUCGCCCUCGCUUUCCCCGUCGCCCUGCCAUCCACUCCCCGUCGCCCUCGCCUUCCCUCCCGUCUCCCUUCCCAUCUCGCACACUUGUCACCCUCCCUUUUCUCUCCCUACUCCCUCUUUUCCCUCCCUCCAAUAAUCGCCUUCCUUCCCCCAACUUAUACCCCUUCCCUGCUUCCCCCCAUCCCCUGCCCUGCUUCCCCCCAUCCCCUGCCCUGCUUCCCCCCAUCCUCUUCAUUCUUUCCCCGUAUCCCCAGCCCUGCUUCCCCCCAUCCCCUUCCCUGCUUCCCCCCAUCUCCUUCCCUUCUUCCCCCCAUCUCCGUCCCUGCUUCCCCCCAUCCCCCUCCCUGCUUCCCCCCAUACCCCUUCCCUGCUUCCCCCCAUCCCCUUCCCUGCUUCCCCCCAUCCCCUUCCCUGCUCCCCCCCAUCCCCUUCCCUGCUUCCCUCAUUCCCUUCCCUGCUUCCCUCAUCCCCUGCCCUGCUUCCCCAUGUCCCCUGCCCUGCUUCCCCCCAUCCCCUUCCCUUCUUCCCCCCAUCUCCUUCCCUUCUUCCCCCCAUCCCCCUCCCUGCUUCCCCCCAUACCCCUCCCUGCUUCCCCCCAUACCCCCCCCUGCUUCUCCCCAUCCCCCUCUCUGCUUCCCCCCAUACCCCUCCCUGCUUCCCCCCAUCCCCUUCCCUGUUCCCCCCCAUCCCCUUCCCUGCUUCCCCCCCAUCCCCCUCCCUGCUUCCCCCCAUCCCCUUCCCUGUUCCCCCCCAUCCCCUUCCCUGCUUCCCCCCCAUCCCCCUCCCUGCUUCCCCCCAUCCCCUUCCCUGCUUCCCCCCCAUCCCCCUCCCUGCUUCCCCCCAUCCCCUUCCCUGCUCCCCCCCAUCCCCUUCCCUGCUCCCCCCCAUUCCCUUCCCUGCUUCCCCCCAUCUCCUUCCCUUCUUCCCCCCAUCUCCGUCCCUGCUUCCCCCCAUCCCCCUCCCUGCUUCCCCCCAUACCCCUCCCUGCUUCCCCCCAUCCCCCUCUCUGCUUCCCCCCAUACCCCUCCCUGCUUCCCCCCAUCCCCUUCCCUGUUCCCCCCCAUCCCCUUCCCUGCUUCCCCCCCAUCCCCCUCCCUGCUUCCCCCCAUCCCCUUCCUUGCUUCCCCCCAUCCCCCUCCCUGCUUUCCCCCAUCCCCCUCCCUGCUUCCCCAUGUUCCCUUCCCUGCUUGCCCCCAUCCCCUUCCCUGCUUUCCCCCAUCCCCCUCCCUGCUUUCCCCCAUCCCCCUCCCUGCUUGCCCCCAUCCCCUUCCCUGCUCCCCCAUGUCCCCUUCCCUGCUUUCCCCCAUCCCCCUCCCUGCUUCCCCCCAUCCCCUUCCGUGCUUUUCCCCCUCCCGUUUCCAUCGCUUUCCCCCUCCCGUCGCCCUCGCUCUCCCCCUCCCGUCGACCUCGCUUUCCCCCUGCUCACUCGCAUCCCUCCUGCUCACUCUCUUUCCCUCUGCUCACUCUCUUCCCCCUUUCUCACUCUGCCCCCCCUUCCUCACUCUGUUUCCCCCUGCUCACUCUCUCCUCCUCACUCUAUUCCCCCCUGCUCUAUUCCCCCUGCUCUGUUCCACCCUGCUCACUCUCUCCUCCUCACUCUAAUCCCCCCUGUUCUGUUCCCCCCUGCUCUAUUCCCCCCCGCUCUAUUCCCCCCUGCUCUAUUCCCCCCCUGCUCUAUUCCCCCCUGCUCUAUUCCCCCCUGCUAUAUUCCCCCCUGCUCUAUUCCCCCCUGCUCUAUUCCCCCCUGCUCUAUUCCCCCCUGCUCUGUUCCCCCCUGCUAUGUUCCCCCCUGCUAUAUUCCCCCCUGCUCUAUUCCCCCCUGCUCUGUUCCCCCCUGCUCAAUUCCCCCCUGCUCUAUUCCCCCCUGCUCAAUACCCCCCUGCUCUAUUCCCCCUGCUCUAUUCCCCCCUGCUCUAUUCCCCCCUGCUCUAUUCCCCCCUCCUCUAUUCCCCCCUGCUCUAUUCCCCCCUGCUCUAUUCCCCCCUCCUCUAUUCCCCCCUGCUCUAUUCCCCCCUGCUCUAUUCCCCCCUCCUCUACUCCCCCCUGCUCUAUUCCCCCCUGCUCUAUUCCCUCCUGCUCUGUUCCCCCCUGCUCUAUUCCCCCCUCCUCUAUUCCCCCCUGCUCUAUUCCCCCCUGCUCUCUCCCCCCUUGCUCUCUCUCUUCUCACCUCCUCACUCCGUUUCCCCCUUGCUCACUCGGUUUUCCCAUUGCUCAUUCUCUUUCCCCCUGCUCACUCUCUUUCCCCAUUGCUCAUUCUCUUCCCCGCUGCUCAUUCUCUUUCCCCUUGCUCAUUCUGUUUCCCCCUGCUCAUUCUGUUCCCCCCCUGUUCACUCCCUUCCCCCAUGCCCACCCUCUUUCCCCCUGCUCACUCCCUUUCCCCCCUUCUCACUCUCUCCCCCCCUCCUCACUCUCUUUCCCCCCUGCUCAAUGUCUCCCCUGCACUCUGUUUUUUCCUGCUCAUUCUGUACAGGUCCCCAGCACCAGGUGUAGGGAGGGACCCACAAGUCCUGCUUUUUUGCUGCUGUGUAUGCAGACAAGAGUGGGAAAAGACAUAUUAUUAA